AUCCUGUGCAUCACCAUGCUCGGGCUCGGCUGCACGGUGGAGAUCAGUCAUAUGGGCGAGCACGUGCGCAGGCCAGUAGGGGUGCUGCUCGCAGCCGUCUGCCAGUUCGCCAUCAUGCCUCUGGUGGCCUUCCUGCUGGCGCUCGCCUUCUCCCUGGACGACGUGGCUGCUGUGGCGGUGCUGCUGUGCGGUUGCUGCCCGGGGGGCAACAUGUCUAACCUCAUGACCCUCCUGAUCAACGGCGAGAUGAACCUCAGUGUAAUAAUGACCACCUCGUCCACGGUGCUGGCGCUGCUGCUCAUGCCACUGUGUUUGUGGCUGUACAGUCGUGCAUGGAUCAACACCCCGGUGGUGCAGCUGCUGCCACUGGGCGCCGUCACUCUCACCGUGUGCAGCACACUCAUCCCAAUCGGACUCGGGGUUGCGCUCAGGUCCCGGUAUCCCCGCGCCGCUGACAUCAUGCUCAAGGUUUCACUGUGGCUGAUGCUCAUCACACUGGUGCUGCUAUUCAUCAUGACAGGUGUCAUGCUGGGGCCUGAGCUGCUAGCAACCAUCCCUCCUGCGGUGUAUGUAGUAGCUGUGCUCAUGCCAAUGGCAGGAUACGCAGCAGGCUAUGGGCUGGCUAUGAUCUUCUCUCUACCACCCAACAGCUGCCGCACCGUAUCACUAGAGACUGGCUGCCAGAACAUCCAGCUCUGCACAGCCAUCCUGAAGUUGGCUUUCCCUCCACAGCUCAUGGGGGCAAUGUACAUGUUCCCGCUGCUCUAUGCACUGUUCCAGGCGGCCGAGGCAGCCGUCAUCAUCCUGGUGUAUCGCAUGUACAGGAGCGAGGUGCUUCGCAAGCAGGACCUGAAUGGAGAGGACAGUGAUGACACCAACAUCACAUACAAGAGAAUGAAGGAGGAGGAAGACGGGCUGUUUGACACAGCGUACGGUUCAGUUACCGUAAACAAUCCCAACUCCAUUGAGAUGGAGACUCAGGGAGGGGCAGGAAGCCCAACGCCUCUGUAG
This is a messenger RNA of Neoarius graeffei (lesser salmon catfish), 1011 nucleotides long. It is a transcript of the gene slc10a4, whose product is annotated as solute carrier family 10 member 4. Lineage: Eukaryota; Metazoa; Chordata; Actinopteri; Siluriformes; Ariidae. Gene Ontology annotation, molecular function: bile acid:sodium symporter activity. Bases 16 to 1011 code for a protein of 331 amino acids. Gene Ontology annotation, biological process: bile acid and bile salt transport. Gene Ontology annotation, cellular component: membrane. The transcript has 3 exons. The record is from RefSeq and is a predicted model, not a curated record.